AUGCGACUUCGCGAGUACAAACAUCCUUAAGGCUCCCACAAGAGUUCUCUUCUCUUCUCUUUGUUCUCUUUUCCAUAGCUGAAAGGUUGGACAUUUCUCCUGAGACACAAUGGGCGACAAGCAACCCAAGAAGCAACCCCAGAGGCAACCUCCGAAAAGAUCGACUCGCCAAAAUGCAGGAGUAAGAGGACAGCAGAACCAGCAGGGAGCUCAAGCCCCCUCGACUUCGGGACAAGCUGCACCAUCUUCUGGACCUGCCAACACAAACCAGCCACCUCGGGGCAGAGCCCAGCCUGCGAAGAGAAAGCGUGCUGCAACAACCAGCCCGGACCCACCUCCACAACCGACAAAGAGAGCCAGAACUGGCCGUGCAGCGCGAGCGCCACCAGCAUCACAGGCACCAGAAGCAUCACAGGCACCACAGGCACAGGAUGUUGGGAUAGCUCGAGCAGCUCCACCAUGGGUGCAAGGUGUCUUGGGCAGACCACAGCCUGUCAGCCGACCCCAAGCAUACCCUCCUAAUGGACAGGCACCACCACCUCUACCUACGACCAGAGCUCAGCGAAACCAACGCAUAGAAGCCCUCAGAAACCAGAUCCGAUUCCCCCGUGGGGGCGGACACUACGCCCUCAGCGAGCUCCUCACUUGGGCCAAUUGGGACGUCAACCGUGCAGCCGCGGUCUACUGGGAGAGCCAAAAUAAUAACCAAGCAACGGGCCUCACUACACCAAUAUGGAAUCGAGCAGCCGACAACGUCGAGCAAGAAAGAUUGCGGCUCCUUCACGACAUGCAACAAGGUCUCAGAAGUCGCCAACGACCACAGCUCCACACUUCAAAUGCGAACAUGGCCUUACUGCUUCAGCGGAACAACUGGGACUUGGAUGAAACCUCGAGAGACAUUGGGGCGCGCGGCUCGGACACGGCCAACGAUGGCGCAGGUCAGACGAAUAAUCGCAGCGAUCCCUUCGACGACCUUACCGAGCAGAUCGCUCGCAUGCGGACUCAACCAGAUGGGGAGCCUAGCCGAGAUCAGAGAUUGGCAGAGUUCCUCACCAUCACAUCGACCAACAGCGUGGAAGCAGCUCGACGAGUACUGGAAAGACGGCGGUGGGAUCUGGCACUGGCCAUUGAUGAAUGGAUCCAGCGUGGCGGACUUCAGGUCCAGGCCAACGACACUGUAAUGCGAUCAUGGAACCCGAACAGACCUCGCAGAGUCAUCAACGGCAGGUUCGAACACUACGAUGACGAGGUGCCGCUGCCACAACACCCGGAACCCAUGGUCCCAGGGACCGAGACACCAGCUGCAGCUCCGGAUUUGCGAAAUCCUCGUCGUGACGCAGAUAACAUGCCAGGACGCGACUAUGACACCAUGGAAGGCCGCACCGGCAGAAGAGGGUACGUCAUCGACGAAGACCGCCGCCCCGCUGGAAGAGGUGCUCCCGACGAAUCCAAGCUGCGCAUCGAAUACAUCCGCAAGGGAGAGUAUCACACCAUCUACUUCGGCCGCCCGGGCGACAAACACGAGGACGAACCAAGGCAGAAGGACAGGCGGAACAGACACAACUACAGCUUCUCAGACAGUCCCGACCAGUCUCUGAACGAGUUCGACUGGAACAACUCCGCAGACAUCACCAAGCUCAACAGAUGGCGCACAGAGCGUUUCCGAGCAAUCACCGGCGAAAAGGUCCGGGAUGAAACCACUCCCUUCAACAAGUACGAGCUCGCCUGGCUCACGGAGCAGGAAGCCAUGCGGAUCGAGGAGAGGUUCUAUGACUGGGCGUCACAGAACCGUUUUGACCCGAACGAAAGCUCGCCGGCGGCGUAUGCCGACGCGAAGACCAAAUUCGCAGACGGCACCAGCUUCCCUAUUGCCCUCACCGCCGCCGAGAGAGAGUCGCUCGUGGAGCGCUUCAAUGACACCUUCGCCGGCAGGCACACGUUCCUCAAGUGGAUCGCACGUCGCAAUCCGGCGGACACGAGGCCGGAGACCACUCUACCCGACGGCUCACAGCAGUUGCGGUACAAUAUCAUGUGGGAGGCCAAGGUCAAGGACAUGAGCCGCGUCGGUGUGGUGCCUCGUCCCCAGCGGACGGAGGAGAUGAUCAACCAACAGCGCAAGAGGAUCAAGGCGCACUGCAAGCAUUUUGGCUUGAGGUAUGAGCACGGGAACGAGGGUGAUGGUCUGGAGAGCGAGCCCGACUCGGAUUUAUAG
Molecule: messenger RNA, 2212 nt
Organism: Exophiala xenobiotica
Lineage: Eukaryota; Fungi; Ascomycota; Eurotiomycetes; Chaetothyriales; Herpotrichiellaceae
Exons: 1
Coding region: 110-2212 (700 amino acids)
Source: RefSeq, a predicted model, not a curated record